AUGAACAGCAUCAUCGAUCAAUUAAGCAAACAGGAUUUUUAAAGUAUUAUCUACUAUCCUAUAAUAAGGCUGCUUUAUUUCUGUAAAUAAGUUUCUCUAAGAAAAUGAAAAAUCAAAAUCCUUUCAAAAAGAAUAUCUUAAAUUAUUUACAACUAUCUUGAAUUCAUUAUAGGCAAUCAUUGUUGAAUAAGAAAAUAAAGAAUUUAAAUUUAAACUAUUUUAAAUUCUUAGAUUGCUUACAAGAUCUUAGGAUGUUUCCCUAAAUAUUUAAUCUUAAGAAUUUAUAGUUUUAUUAGAAUUGAUGUAAAUUAUUUAAAAAUAGACCUCGUAAUCAUUUACUAUGAUGCAAAUAGAAAAUUUGAGUAUUUAAAAACGAUUGAUUUAUUACAACAAUAAGGUAUAUAUUUUUGUUUUAAAUCUAUAAUAGUUACUUUAAACCUUUAAUUCUAAAUAUGUGCAUUCCCUUUUAGACCUUAUGACAUCUUCGAAUAAAGAUUUAAAGUUAAGUCUAUUGGAUUAUAUUAAAUUGGCUAUGGAAAUAGAUGGAUAAUUAAUAUAAUCUGAAGUUUCAUCUUUAUAUUAUGUUGGAAAGAUGUUAGUAUUGCUUGAAAAUAAUGAUCAAGAGAUUAAGAUCUAGACUUCCAAUUUAAUUACAAAGCUUUUAGAUUGCUAUUAAUUUAGUGAAAAUUUUAGGAAACUAACAGGAAUGGCAACAGUUAUAUAAGAAAUAGAAAAAAAGGAUAAUGAUAAAUUAGAAGUUAAAAUACCUCUGUUAAAUUUAUUAAUGAGAAUUUCAUCUGAUAGUAAGAAUUAUUCUGAUCUAAAAGUAACAAUUAUUAAAAUUUUAUAAGUUAUAUGGAAUUGUGGAAAUUUUACUUUAAAAUUUAGAUCAUCAAGAAUACAUGAUUGUUACAACAGUAAUAAAUAUUUUUGGUUAACUGAGUUUUGACGAUGAAUUAUCAUCAAGAAUUGCAUAAAAAGGAUUAUGUAUGAAUGAUUGUAAAAUUAGAAAAAAUAAUUAAUCUUGUAUUUAUGUGCCAUCCUCAUAGAGUUAAAUAAUUAAAGUUUAUUGAUAUUAAUAAAAAGGAUUAUCCUAAGGCUAUAUUGGAAUUGUAAAUAUACACAUUUAGAUUAUUGAGAUAUUUAGCUUCACUAAAUAGACAUAGACACAUUUUUAAAUAAUUAUUUAUCCCAAGGUUAUUGCAAUAAUUUAUUGAUAUAGAAAAUUUUAAUAAAGCAUUAAAUGCAUAUAAAAAAUUAGUGGAUGAUUUUAAUUAAAUUGAACCUGAAGAUUUAUUAUGUAUGUAAGAAACAUUACAAUAAUCAGCAGAAAAUUUCUAUCUGCAAAAUACAAUAUAGAAGAUAGGAAAUUAUGAAAUUUUGGAAUAGAUUGGAAAAGGUGCAUUUGGAUCGGUUUAUUUGUGUAGAUUAGGAGGAAACUUCUAUGCAAUAAAAUAAAUAAAUGAUGUAGAGACUUUAUAGUAUAGAGAGGUGUAAAUUCACCUUGAAUUGAAUCAUCCAAAUAUAGUUAAAUUAUAUGAGUGUUUUAUUCAUGAACAUUCAUUAUGUUUAGUGAUUGAAUAUAUUAAAGGAAUGAAUGUUUAAGAAUUGAUUAAAUUAAUGAAUGAAAAAAAUUAGUAAAUUGAAGAGGAAAAUGUAUGGAAAAUAUUGAUAGAUUUACUUUCAGUCUUAAGAUAUUUACACUUUGAUAAGAAUAUAGUUCAUCGAGAUUUAAACCCAGCUAAUAUUAUGGUAGAUUCAUCUUAUUCUAUAAAAAUCUGUGAUUUUGGAUUGGCAAAACACUUUUAAGAAGACAUUAUAAAUAAUUCAUUUGUUGGAACAUUAAUUUAUACAUGUCCAUAGAUAGUAGAGAAUAAAGCAUAUUCAGAGAAAGCAGAUGUUUGGGCUUUGGGAUGUAUAUUAUAUGAAAUGCUUUAAUAAAAGCCUGCUUUCUAAUCAGCAAAUCCUUUAAUGUUAGCCAAGAAAAUAGUUUAAUUAGAAUUUGAGCCAAUCAAUUAAGGUAUAUAUAGCAAUGAAUUAAUAAAUAUUGUUGAAUUAUGUCUUUAGAAAGAGGAAGAUAAAAGACCAUCAGUUAAUGAAUUAUUAGAAAUGAUAAGUUUAAAGGUUGUAAUUUUGAUGGAUAAUAUCAAAUAGGAGAAAGAUGAUUUGAAAAGCGAGUUGUAAGAUUUGAGAUCAAAAAUCAAUGAUUAAUAAUAUGAGACAAAAAAAGAAUAUUAGGAACCAGGAUAGUAGGUUUGGAAUAUAUUUUAGAAAUUAUUGUAAUUAUCACAUCAUGAUUACAAAACUAUUGAUGCAAAGAAUUAAUAUUUGAUUGAAUAAUUUAGAAGAAAGAUUAGUAAACCAGAUAAUGAAAUUAAUAUUUAGACAGAAUUGACUAAAUUAACAUCUUUGUCUAAAGAAUUUAUAUCCUAUUUGCCAAAGAUAACAUAUGAACAAUUGUUUUUUAUAAUUGAGUCAGAAUGUAAAUAGUAGUAAAUUUGA
Paramecium sonneborni is the source of this 2502-nucleotide messenger RNA. NCBI's taxonomy places the organism in Eukaryota, Ciliophora, Oligohymenophorea, Peniculida, Parameciidae. The record is from the annotation of a GenBank genome assembly.